This is a messenger RNA of Passer domesticus (house sparrow), 843 nucleotides long. RefSeq names its product melanoregulin (gene MREG). The coding region runs from base 98 to 691 and encodes 197 amino acids. Gene Ontology annotation, biological process: melanocyte differentiation; melanosome transport. NCBI's taxonomy places the organism in Eukaryota, Metazoa, Chordata, Aves, Passeriformes, Passeridae. The transcript has 5 exons. Gene Ontology annotation, cellular component: melanosome. The record is from RefSeq and is a predicted model, not a curated record.
GGAGCCCGGCCCGGCCCCGGCGGGGCGGGGGACGGCGGUGGGGCCGGCCCGCCGUGCCGUGCCGUGCCGUGCCGUGCCCGGCUCUCCGGCGGCGCCGAUGGGGCUGCGGGCCUGGCUGCGAUCGCUCGGCUGCUGCGGCUGCUGCGGCGGGGAGGCGGCGGCGCCCGAGAAGGAGCCCCUGCUCAGUAACAACAACCCCUACGCAUCCUUCGGGGCCACGCUGGCGCGGGAUGAGGAGCAGAACCUGUGGAGCACCCCCCACGACGUGACCCACACCGAGGCCGACGACGACCGCGUGCUCUACAACAUGAUCGUGGUCAGGAACCAGCUGGACAAGGACUCGGAGGAGUGGCAGAAGCUCAACUAUGACAUUUAUACUUUACGGCAGACCCGGAAAGAAGUGAGGAGCAGGUGGAAACACAUUUUGGAGGAUUUAGGUUUCCAGAAGGAAGCAGAUUCCCUCUUGUCAGUGACCAAACUCAGCAUCAUCAGCGAUGCUCAGAACAUGAGCAAAGCCAGGGACAUCUUGUUGAAGCUCUCAGAAGAGACCAACAUCUUCCCCACCAGCUGGGAACUUUCCGAGCGCUACCUCUUCGUGGUGGACCGCCUCAUCGCCCUGGACGCUGCUGAUGAGUUCUUCAGGAUGGCCAGCGCGGUGUACCCCAAGCGGAGCGUCCCCGCCGUGCCCUGAGGGACGUGCCUGGCGGUGUGACACAGCUGGCACUCCUGGGCAGGCUGCUGUGCCCAGGGACAGCAGGGGAGUGCCCUCCUGGUGGCCCUGUGGAGAAGCGAGUGGGUGCAGCAGGGCGAGCUGUGCCCGCGGAAAGGGACCCAGGGGCACCA